Molecule: messenger RNA, 1193 nt
Organism: Danio aesculapii
Lineage: Eukaryota; Metazoa; Chordata; Actinopteri; Cypriniformes; Danionidae
Product: gastrula zinc finger protein XlCGF7.1-like
Exons: 2
Coding region: 110-1063 (317 amino acids)
Biological process (GO): regulation of transcription by RNA polymerase II
Cellular component (GO): nucleus
Molecular function (GO): RNA polymerase II cis-regulatory region sequence-specific DNA binding; DNA-binding transcription factor activity, RNA polymerase II-specific
Source: RefSeq, a predicted model, not a curated record
GCUGUAAAUACUGGAAUAUUCCCAUCAGUCUACAAGUGAAGACGAGCAUCAGACCAUCAGGAAGAAGAGAAAUCUGCAAAGACAGAGUUUACUGAAGGACAGUGAGAAGAUGAGUGAUCCAGAACCCUGCAGAAUUAAACAGGAAGAGACUGAAGAACUAAUAGAUCUGAUGGUGAAGACUGAAGUACUGAGUGAAGAAGAGGAGAAGCAUCAUGUCAAAACUGAAGGAAAAACUCAAUCAGAGACGGAUCAUAGUUUUUUAGUGAAUACAACAGCCGUAAAUGGUUUCACCUGCACUCAGUGUGGAAAGAGUUUCGGGCGUAAAUGUGAUCUCAAUCGUCACAUGAGGAUCCACACUGGAGAAAAAGCUUACAAGUGUUCACACUGUAACAAGAGAUUCAAUGAUCCAGGAUACCUGAAAACACACAUGAGGACCCACACUGGAGAGAAACCAUACAGAUGCGAUCAGUGCAGCAAAACAUUUUUGAGGCCUUCAGAUCUGAAGAGACAUCUUAGAGUUCAUACCAACGAGAGGCCUUAUUUAUGCUCUGAGUGUGGAAAGAGUUUUACACAUCAAUAUUUUUUAAAAGCACAUCAGAAGAUCCACACCGGUGUGAGAGAGUUUGUGUGCGAUAAGUGUGAGAAGACUUUUAUUAGAGCUGGAAACUUGACACGACACCAGAUGAUUCACACUGAAGAGAAACCUUACAAGUGUUCACACUGCGACAGGAGAUUUGGUAAGUUACAGUCCCUGAAAGGACAUGAGAUGAUGCACACUGGAGAGAGACCUCACAAGUGUUCACACUGUGACAAGGGAUUUGCUUGGCUACAAUCACUGAGAACACAUGAGAGGAUUCACACUAGAGAGAAACCGUGCACAUGUACUCAGUGUGGGAAGAGUUUUAUUAGAGCUGGAGUACUGAAACAACACCAGAGGAUCCACACUGGAGAGAGACCGUACCAGUGUUCACACUGCGACAAGAGAUUCAGUCUGUUACAAUCCCUGAAACGACACCAGAGGAUUCACACUGGAAAGAUACCAUACACGUAUUCAGUGUCUUAAAUACUCUACGCUCCUAAACCCCCUUGAGCUGCCAUUAGUCUGUGGUGAUUCUGCAGUCAGUGGGUCUGGAGCUCCGGCUUCUUUGACAUGCGAUUCCUUCCCCCCAAUUAAUUUCUGUCUCCACGAUGUU